This is a messenger RNA of Ruditapes philippinarum (Manila clam), 1410 nucleotides long. Its product is annotated as NAD-dependent protein lipoamidase sirtuin-4, mitochondrial-like. Bases 239 to 1366 code for a protein of 375 amino acids. Gene Ontology annotation, molecular function: NAD+ binding; NAD-dependent protein lysine deacetylase activity. NCBI's taxonomy places the organism in Eukaryota, Metazoa, Mollusca, Bivalvia, Venerida, Veneridae. The record is from RefSeq and is a predicted model, not a curated record. The transcript has 7 exons.
UGGGACUGUUGGAUAGAGUAGAAUUUGUUGAAAACACCGGUUACAUCAAGAUCAAGUAAAAGCUUGGAUAUUAUGUAAAUAAAAGUCGACCUUAAGUGAUAAAAAUCCAGUUAUUCAUCAGUGUGAUAAGUACAUGUACAAGGAAAGAAUCACUUAAAUUUUUCAAGACUUAUAUAUCACAAUUUUGACUGAAUCUCUCUCUACAAUCUAUUUUACUUAAGGUAAACCAGGGAAAAUAAUGGCAAGACUAUCAAAAAAUGUAUUGAUAAAUUUACGCCUAAUGAAAAACAAAGACUUUACUUCUUUCUUUAAUGACAUGCACCUGUCGUAUAGCAAACUUGUGGUGAUUCGCGGUCUUGCAUCGAGAAGUGGUUCAAAUAUUCAUUCCUCAAGAUUUUGUAGUACUAGCAGUGUAGGUACUUCUUCGACACCAGAAAUAAUCCCUGAUAGUGAGAAAGAAGAAAAAGAACAUGAUUUAGCAUUGUUCCCAAACCCAAGUGAUUUAAAUAAAUUUGUGCCACAUUGUGAGCCAGUACGAAAUGAGGAUGUUAGAAGACUACAGGAGUUUGUGAAUCAUAGCAAGCGUUUGUUAAUCCUGACUGGUGCUGGUAUUUCGACAGAGAGUGGUAUACCUGACUAUAGAUCUGAGGGAGUUGGCCUGUAUGCAAGGAGUACUAACAGACCUGUGCAGUACCAGGACUUUGUGAAAGACCCAAACAUAAGGCAGAGGUACUGGGCACGGAACUAUGUUGGUUGGCCAAAGUUUGGAUUUUUCUUACCAAACAAAUCUCAUGUAGCAUUGGCAGAGUGGGAAAGAAAGGGCAAAGUUCAUUGGUUGGUCACACAGAAUGUAGAUGCCCUUCAUUAUAAAGCUGGGAGUAAAAAUGUCACAGAACUUCAUGGCAGUGCUCACAGGGUGAUGUGCUUAGGGUGUGACCAUAAAAUGACACGCCCAGAAAUGCAGGUUUUAAUAGAAUCAUACAACCCGAACUGGAGUGCUCAGUCAGAUGAGAUAGCCCCUGAUGCAGAUGUACAGCUGACACAAGAUCAGAUAGAUGGUUUUAAGGUUCCACCAUGCCCAAGUUGUGGAGGUCCGUUGAAGCCAGAAAUAACAUUUUUCGGAGAUAAUGUGCUCAAGCCAAUAGUGGAGUUUGUUCAUGAUAAAGUGAAAGAGAGUGACAGUUUACUAUUUGUUGGAACCUCAUUACAGGUAUACUCAGGGUACAGAUUUGCUGCAGCAGCCAAGGACCAAGGCAAGCCAAUGGCUAUUCUUAACAUUGGACCCACGAGGGCCGACAAAUUAGCUCAUUUACAGAUACACGGAAAAUGUGGUGACAUUUUACCUAAAAUUCAAAUCUGGAGAUAAUGUUGGCAAAAUAUUAAUAGUAGUGAUAAAAUGUGAUAUUAUUU